AUGUCGGCAGAUGUGCUGGUGCCCGAGACGUCGGUGCUUGCUGUCGCGAGCCAUGUCGUGUACGGGUAUGUCGGAAACAAAAUCGCGACAAUAGUCAUGCAAUCCCUGGGCUGCGAUGUCGCUGCUCUGAACACUGUCCACUUCAGUAAUCACACCGGCUAUAGACAAUUCAAAGGAACCAGGGCAACAGCACAGGAGAUCAGCAAUCUCUACCAAGGCCUGUGCCAGAGCAAUCUCACCGACUUUGACGUCAUGUUGUCCGGGUAUGCGCCCAGUGCUGCGGCCGUUGAGGCCGUGGGUGCUAUUGGAUUGGAUCUGCAGCAGAAGGCUCAGAAGGCUCCGGGGUCUUUCUUUUGGGUGCUGGAUCCUGUCAUGGGUGACCAGGGCCGGCUGUAUGUCAAUGAUGAUGUAGUGCCGGCUUAUAAGGAUAUUAUUCGCUAUGCGGAUUUGAUUCUACCAAAUCAAUUCGAAGCAGAAGUCCUCUCCGGAAUCAAAAUCACCUCCUUCAAAGCCCUCGCAGAAGCAAUCACUGCAAUUCACAAAACCUACUCCGUUCCGCACAUCAUCAUAACCUCUGUGCAAAUCUCCAGGUUUACAUCAGAAACCGCCUUGUCACCAAACAGCCUAACUGUCAUCGGUUCCACUACCCGCUCAGAUGGUUCUCCACGUCUCUUCCGGAUCGAUGUCCCUGUACUCGACUGCUACUUUAGCGGCACGGGCGAUAUGUUCGCCGCACUAACCGUCGCCCGUCUACGCGAAGCUGUUUUCGCUACUGGGCCUGAUCUUCGGAAUGUCAAGUCCUGGGUUUCCCCGGAUGAAGUGACUCCUACGGAUCUUCCGUUGGCUAAAUCGACUGUUAAGGUACUGGAGAGUAUGCACAGUGUGCUCGAGAAGACACUCGAGGCGAGGGAUGCGGAACUGCGCACUCUUACCUCAGACAGUGCAGAUGUUAGCGAAGAGGAGCAACGGAAACAAGAGAAUCUGCGACGGAGCAAGGCGGCCGAGGUGCGAUUGGUAAGAAAUGCACGGUUCCUUCGUGAACCAACGGCUAGUUUCCAAGCGCAGGAGUGGAGGAAAGAGAAUUUGCCGGAAACACUUCAAUAG
This is a messenger RNA of Aspergillus ruber CBS 135680, 1104 nucleotides long. RefSeq names its product pyridoxal kinase. Gene Ontology annotation, molecular function: pyridoxal kinase activity. Gene Ontology annotation, biological process: pyridoxal 5'-phosphate salvage. The record is from RefSeq and is a predicted model, not a curated record. Gene Ontology annotation, cellular component: cytosol. The transcript is spliced from 6 exons. The coding region runs from base 1 to 1104 and encodes 367 amino acids. NCBI's taxonomy places the organism in Eukaryota, Fungi, Ascomycota, Eurotiomycetes, Eurotiales, Aspergillaceae.